Acaulospora colombiana is the source of this 506-nucleotide messenger RNA. The record is from the annotation of a GenBank genome assembly. NCBI's taxonomy places the organism in Eukaryota, Fungi, Glomeromycota, Glomeromycetes, Diversisporales, Acaulosporaceae.
AUGAGCCGUCCCAGAGAACAAGCCUCCAAACCCAUCAAAUCACGAGAUAUUGGCCCAAAAGGAUGUUGAAACAUUGUGGGGGUGAAGACCUAGAGGUGCAUUGUGGUCGCCUACUCAGCAAAUACCGACAAUACAGGCAUUGUAAAGGGAACGAGAAAAAUAAGAACAUACAGAUGAUGGAUGGUAGCACAGGUGACGAGGGCAAAUUCCCAUCCUGUUCGAGAAAAGUCCUCCACCGGCUUUUCCACCAUCACCAAAUUGACGGGACGGCCCAGCGAAUAUCAAAUCCCAAAUUGGAAGAGAAAAGUGCGGCAAACGGAGAGGAGGAGGGAGAAGGACUCCUGUCAAAGAUGUCGACGUGUACUUCUCUCUCAAAUGGCAAUAAUUACUUGCUCUCGAUACGUGGCGUAGCAAAGUGCGGACACGGGAGAGGGAAGGGCCUUCUCCUAAUCGUCACUGCUUCCGCGCUCGCUUCCCCUGAGGCCUCCUCAGCUCGCAAGCUUUAG